Molecule: messenger RNA, 837 nt
Organism: Penaeus monodon (black tiger shrimp)
Lineage: Eukaryota; Metazoa; Arthropoda; Malacostraca; Decapoda; Penaeidae
Exons: 1
Coding region: 125-634 (169 amino acids)
Source: RefSeq, a predicted model, not a curated record
UGACUGCCCCGUUCCUGGAAUAGUGCCUGACCCCGUGUGACCCGGGCGCAGGGCGACCCGGGCACGGACGGCCCACAAAUACGGCAGCCGCGGCUUUCCGGCCAACACUCACGCUUGAGACACAAUGGCCAGCGCGUCGAGCACAUCCUCUCCAAUGGACGUUGACUUCCCUUCCCUCGCGGAGAUGUCAGGGAUCCCUAAGGACGCGUUGGAGAUAUCGAUGGACUUCCGGCGAGCGGUCACCUCCACACCUGUUGUCCCCGGGACGCCCCUCUGCGCCCUCACCCUGCAGGAGGCGGGGCUGACCUCGUCCACCUUGGAGUGCAUGUCGAUCUCGUUCUCCGAAGAUUCUGCCAUGUCCGAAGAAACGGCGUCCUUCGUGGCGUCGUCCCCUCCAGGAGGAGCUCCCCGUGGAACCCCGUGCCCUCCGCGGGUUGACAGUGCAGCCGCCAAUUCAGCCUCUGACGGCACACCCGUGUGGAGUGGCGGGCGGUGCCAGAUCCCGUGCCUUGAGGAUGGGAAUCGCGGGAAGCCCCGGCGGCGAGGGCGCUUCAUUCACUUCGUCCACCAUCCCUUCGUCAUGAGGAAGCUCUUCGGGACCAGCUUGGCGGACAGGUGUGCUGGCGACUUGUAGGUCGCGGAGGCCGUGGAAGGAGCCCAGUGGGGAUCGGUGCAGGCGCCACCGCAUGGCUUUAGCUUAACUUCGUUUUGUAAAGAUGGUUGUACCAUGAUCAAUAAAGAACUUUUCUACGCUGUAAACGCUGUUUUUUCCAGCACGUCUCCUUAGCGGAAUAUUGUUUGUGGUAACAGAAUGUUUUCUUGCUACGUUUUUUUUUU